This is a messenger RNA of Cladocopium goreaui, 571 nucleotides long. The record is from the annotation of a GenBank genome assembly. Lineage: Eukaryota; Dinophyceae; Suessiales; Symbiodiniaceae.
AAAGGCUGUGUGCUAGUGUUCAGCCCGCUCUGUGAAGCCAUGCAGGGUCGCACUGUCAUGCUGUUGGCUGCAGCCUUGCUGGGAGCCUUUGUUUGGCAAAGUGCCUUCGUCCAGACCUCUGGCACCGGCGCCAAGGUCAGCAACCAUGCCCAGGUCAGUGCUCAGGGCCGCCUGCCGGAGAUGAUGGAAUCUCAGGAUGAGGGCGUGAACUCCUUUGUGUCACUCGGCUGCGGAAUCUUGGCCGGUCUCGUCGUGGCUGUGGCCGGUGCAUCCCCAGCCUUGGCUCAGAGAAACCAGUUCGGCUUCACCACUGGCAUGGAUGAGGAAGUGAAGAAACUUGAUGUGGGUGCCAAGUCAUCUGGCCUUUUGUCCCAGCUGGGCAGCACUUCCGGCGACCCCAAGUGGGACCCCAAGGAGAAGAUGGUCUACCCCUGGGGCGGGGGCAACAUCAAGGAGAUUGACUCCGAACUCAAGGCCCGUGAGGCCUUGAAGGAACCCAAGAGCUCUUGAGGCUAGCUCUUACAGCCAGAGUUUUUUAUCCAUAUUGAUCCGGAUUAAAGUGUCAGAAAAA